CACUACUGCGGCAUCGCGUGGAUGGCGACCGAGUUUCCCGCGCUCAUGUCCAACCGCGACACGUGUUUUGUCGAGUUUCACGACUUGAUUGAAGUCAUGGACUCGUCGACCAUGGAGCUGCGUCGGGGCUGGGUCCGCACCAUCCACUCGAUCGAACUGCCGUGUUGUCCGCCGCUCAAGGGCCUCGUGCGCAGUCAACUCGUUCGGUCGGGGCACGUCUUCUUGGAGACCAAGACGCCCGGCAUCCUCGAGCACUUUCACAUUAUCGUGCCGCAGGUGCAUGGCAUGCUCAAGAGCCACAUACUGCGCGACGUCGCCCAGCGCCAAGUGUCUCGGGUCCUCAAUCUCGAAGAGUACUUUGCCACGCAGCGGUUCCUCAAGACGCUCGACACGAGUCUCCUCAUGCCCGUCACUUCGUUCACGCAAAAGGACCUUGUUGGGUGGUGCGCGGUCUGCGCCCGCAAGUUUGGUUGGUUUGUUCACAAGAAACACUGCCGCAAGUGUGGCCACGUCAUCUGUUCGCACUGCCUUAGCGACUGGCACUUUUCCAUCAAACAGCACGUCGUCAAGCUUCGGAUUUGCCGAACAUGCUUUACUGGUGCGUCGGUCGAAGCGCUCGAAGACAACGCGCGGCAGACGUCGCAGUCGACGCUGACACUCGACUCGAUGGAGCGCAAGCAGCCAACCGCCGAGUCGGACUCGGCCUCGGAGCUCGACGAUCUGCCAAUGCUCGAUCGCACGACUGACGGCAUGCUGGACCACCUCGAGGCAUUUGACCAGCACAUGGAGCUGAGCAAGCUCAACCACGACAGCCGGUCUUCGUCGUUUGAUUCGGUUCUCAGCGCUUCGCAGGCCUCCAACGAGGCCGCACCCACCCACACACGCGUCUCGCUUUUCUCCGUCACCAACUCCAACCUGGAUCUGACGUCGUCGUUUUGCUCGUACCUGUACACCCAAGUCACCAAGUACGAACAGGUGGCCGCCGCGAUCGCCCAGGACCAGAAAGCGCUCACAGUGACCAAGGACGCUUUGGCCAAGGAGGCUACCAUGACUACAGUGCGACUCUAAUCCCUGAAUAAUAGCUAUUUGAGGUUUCUUAUCGCC
Messenger RNA from Saprolegnia diclina VS20, 1104 nucleotides. RefSeq lists its product as hypothetical. NCBI's taxonomy places the organism in Eukaryota, Oomycota, Saprolegniomycetes, Saprolegniales, Saprolegniaceae. The coding region runs from base 22 to 1068 and encodes 348 amino acids. The transcript is spliced from 6 exons. The record is from RefSeq and is a predicted model, not a curated record. Gene Ontology annotation, molecular function: metal ion binding.